AGAGGUGAACACCUUCUGGAGGGGAUGCCUGGAGCAACACCACCUCCCCACCCAGCCCAACAGGUUUUUGGUCCAGACCAUCAAGGCCCUGCUGUGCCGGCUGCAGUGGGAUAAUGAGGUGGUGUCAGUGGAGCGCAAGUGUGGCUGGGACACGCUCCUCUGUGCUGACACCCAGCACUAUGCAGUGGGGCUGCUGGCCAGGGAGAUGCGCCACGUCUUGGUCCCUUUCUAUUCCCCAAUGGCAAUCCACCUCCUGGGGCUGCUCAGCACUGAGGACCCUCGUUGGGAGCUGCCUGCCCUGGCCUUCCUUGUGGAGGUCCUGGACUAUCUGGACGGGAGUAAAUGUCAUGACAUGGUCCUGCCCAUCCUGUCGAGGAACCUGCGGAGCCAGUGCCCAGAGAGGCAGCGCCUGGCGCUCAGAGGCCUCCUGGUGCUUGCUGUGGAUCCCUCAAUGGCCGAAAGCAUCUGCAGCCUGUCUCAACACCUCCUGGAGCUCCUGCCUGAUGAAGACGGAGAGCUGGUCGUGAUGACCCUCUCUGUGUUUGAGAGUGUGCUCCGGGAUGAAGACAUUUGGGCAUUCAUCUCCACUGCCCCCAAGCUGGCUGAGGCGCUCCGGCCACUCUUUGACAAUGACAACAGCCACGUGCAGCUGCUCUCCAUUCGCCUCUUCCGAGAGGUGAUGGAGGUGCUGGCGGAAGAGGGAACACAGCUCUUGGAGACACAGGUGCACCAGAGCCUGGUCCCACUCUUCAUCCAUGGGCAUGAUGAGAACCAGUGCGUGGCAGAGGCCUCUCGAGAAGUGCUGCUUUGCGCUGCAAGGUUCCUCAAGAGAAGGGACCUGGAGAAGCUGCUGAGGAAAGAGCAGCACUUCAAGUUCUGUGAUUGCCUGAUGGACAAGGACGUGAGCCGAAGGGCUGAGCACCUGCACCAGGCCCUGCCCUACCUACAGAGCCCACAGCAGCCCCUGCGAGAGGCGGCCGUCAGGUUCAUGGGGAUCGCUGCCUGGCACAUGCAAGACCUGCAGCUCCUCAUGAGGGCCUUUGAAGCCAUGAGCCAAGACGACUGCCCGUCCUACUGCACCAUGCGGACUGAAUUCUUGUCCGCUUUUCGACGGGCAGUAACAAAGUAAUCUCCAGCCACACAACCAGCGUCCCUCCAACAGCACCAGAAGACCAAGGGACGAGACCACU
Messenger RNA from Corapipo altera (White-ruffed manakin), 1190 nucleotides. RefSeq names its product maestro heat-like repeat family member 5. Bases 206 to 1129 code for a protein of 307 amino acids. Gene Ontology annotation, cellular component: cytoplasm. The transcript is spliced from 10 exons. Lineage: Eukaryota; Metazoa; Chordata; Aves; Passeriformes; Pipridae. The record is from RefSeq and is a predicted model, not a curated record.